CGAGAGGCCAUGAAGACUUCGAAAGUGCUCCACAGGCUGUGGACCCAGGCUCUUAGAAAGUUGGGCAUUUUGAAAAGCCGUGCCCACGGCAUGGACGAGCUGAUCUGGGAACAGUACACGGUGACCUUACAAAAGGAUUCCAAAAGAGGAUUUGGAAUUGCCGUGUCUGGAGGCAGAGACAACCCCCACUUUGAAAAUGGGGAGACGUCCAUCGUCAUCUCUGACGUGCUCCCCGGAGGGCCGGCCGAUGGGCUGCUCCAGGGCUCCCCCAGCCUCCCGGGCUCCACACUGCCCUUCUUUAAUGUCAUGGCCUUGUUGAAGGCUCCCCGCCAGUUGCGUGUGGUCAAGAGGCCCCGGAAGGUGCAGCUGGCCCCGCUGCGGGGCAGCCCCGCGGUGGAGCACGGCGACAGGGCUUUCGAGGCGAUGGAUGAGUUGGAUGGCCGGAGCACCCGCAGUGGCUACAGCGAACGGAGCUGGCGAAGCCACCACGGCGAGCGAGGCUACCCCUGGGACGACAGCCCCAGCCGGGGACGCCCCCACGACCGCGCGCAGAGCCGGGAGCGGCUGCACAGCGGGGACCGCAGCCGCGGCCGGAGUCUGGAGCGCAGCCUGGACCAGGACCACGGGCGAGCCCGGGACCGGGGCCGCGCGCACAGCCUGGGCCGCAGCAUCGACCGGGACGAGACCUAUGAGCGCGACUACGACCGGUCCUACAGCCCCGCCGCCUACAGCCGCCGGGACCACCCCGAUGCCCGCUACCAAGAAGCAUCCCGCAGCCGCGAGCGCCUCCACUCCCGCAGCCCCAGCCCCGAGCUCAGCAGGGGGAGGCCAGAGCAUGCUGACCCCGCGGACGCGGAGCGGCCCAUCGGGGUCCUGCUGACCAAGAGCAAAGCAAAUGAAGAGUAUGGUCUCCGGCUUGGGAGCCAGAUCUUCAUCAAAGAAAUGACCAGAACGGGCCUGGCCACAAAAGACGGCAACCUGCACGAAGGAGACAUCAUUCUCAAGAUCAAUGGAACGGUCACCGAGAACAUGUCUUUAACGGAUGCUCGCAAGCUGAUAGAAAAGUCCAGAGGGAAGCUCCAGCUGGUGGUGCUGAGAGACAGCAAGCAGACCCUCAUCAACAUCCCGUCCCUGAACGACAGCGACUCGGAGAUGGACGACAUCUCCGAAAUAGAGUCAAACCGGUCGUUUUCCCCCGACGAGAGGAGGCGUCACUAUUCGGACUACGAUGAGCACUCCUCCAAUGAGAAGCUGAAGGAGAGGCCAAGUUCAAGAGAGGACCCGUCAGGCAGAUGGUCCAGGAUGGGAGCCACGCCCACUCCGUUUAAGUCCACCGGCGACAUUGCAGCUGCUGUUGUCUCGGAGACCAGCAAGGAGCCCAGACACCAGGAGGAACCGCCAGCUUUCCAACCAAAACCAGCCCCGAGAACUUUUCUUCGUCCUAGCCCCGAAGAUGAAGCAAUAUAUGGCCCCGACACCAAGAUGGUGAAGUUCAAGAAGGGAGACAGCGUGGGGCUCCGGCUGGCUGGCGGCAACGACGUUGGCAUCUUUGUGGCCGGCAUUCAGGAGGGGACCUCCGCAGAACAGGAGGGCCUUCAAGAAGGAGAUCAGAUUCUGAAGACCCUUGUCAGGAGGCCCCGGAGGGUACAAACCAUCAGCGUGCUUGGCUGCUUAUCGAAAGUGUAUCGAGACAUCCUGGCUUGUGGCCGAGGGGAUUCGUUCUUUAUAAGAAGUCACUUCGAGUGCGAGAAGGAAACCCCUCAGAGCCUGGCCUUCACCAGGGGCGAGGUCUUCCGAGUGGUGGACACGCUCUACGACGGGAAGCUGGGCCACUGGCUGGCGGUGAGGAUCGGAAACGAGUUGGAGAAAGGCUUGAUCCCGAACAAGAGCAGAGCGGAGCAGAUGGCCAGUGUUCAGAACGCCCAGAGAGACAACGCCGGGGACAGGGCAGAUUUCUGGAGGAUGCGUGGUCAGCGGUCCGGCCUGAAGAAAAACCUGCGGAAGAGCCGAGAGGACCUCACAGCGGCCGUGUCCGUCAGCACCAAGUUCCCAGCUUACGAGAGGGUUUUGCUGCGAGAAGCCGGUUUCAAGAGACCCGUGGUCCUAUUUGGCCCCAUCGCAGACAUAGCAAUGGAAAAGCUGGCCAAUGAAUUACCCAACCUGUUUCAGACAGCUAAAACGGAACCAAAAGACGCGGGAGCCGAGAAAUGCAGCGGGGUGGUGCGGCUAAACACUGUGAGGCAGAUUAUUGAACAGGUGAGAAAAUCCAUCUGACUACUGUAUGUUGGCAGGAAGNNNGUCGACUUGUUGAAUUACACCCAGUGGUUCCCGAUCGUGAUUUUUUUCAGCCCAGACUCUAGACAGGGCGUCAAAACCAUGAGACAGAGGUUGAACCCGACGUCCAACAAGAGUUCUCGAAAGUUAUAUGAUCAAGCCAACAAGCUUAAAAAAACCUGUGCCCACCUUUUUACAGCUACAGUCAACCUCAACUCGGCCAAUGAUAGCUGGUUUGGCAGCUUGAAGGACACAAUCCAACACCAGCAAGGAGAAGCCGUCUGGGUCUCUGAGGGAAAGAUGGAAGGGAUGGACGAUGACCCCGAAGACCGCAUGUCCUACUUAACCGCCAUGGGCGCGGACUAUCUGAGCUGCGACAGCCGCCUCAUCAGUGACUUUGAAGACACGGAUGGCGAAGGAGGCGCCUACACCGACAAUGAGCUGGAUGAGCCGGCCGAGGAGGUGCCGCCGGUGUCUUCUAUCACCCGCUCCUCGGAGCCGGUGCAGCACGAGGAGAGCAUAAGGAAAUCCAGCCCCGAGCCCCGGGCUCAGAUGAAGCGGGCUGCUAGCAGAGAUCAACUGAGGGAAAAUAGCCCGCCCCCGACAUUCAAGCCAGAGCCGCCCAAGGCCAAAACCCAAAACAGAGAGGACUCCUAUGAGUUCUCCAAGUACCCUGUGCCCGCUCCCGAAAUGCCUGUGGCAUCUACCAAAGGCCAUCCUCCACCCGUGGCAGCCAAGCCAUCCUUUGGACGGUCCAUCCUGAAGGUCUCCACUCCCGUCCCGGCCCCAGAGAGCGAGGAGACGGGGGAGGGCAGCGAGGAGCAAGAAAACACCCCCAAGUCCGUCCUGGGCAAAGUCAAAAUAUUUGAGAAGAUGGAUCACAAGGCAAGAUUACAGAGGAUGCAAGAGCUUCAAGAAGCCCAGAAUGCACGGAUUGAAAUUGCCCAGAAGCUUCCUGACAUCUACGCGGUCCCAAUCAAAACACACAAGCCGGAUCCCGGCCCGGCCCAGCACACCAGUUCCAGAGCCCCUGAGCCGCAAAAGGGUCCUUCCAGGCUGUAUCAGGACCCCCGGGGAAGUUACGGCAGUGACGCGGAGGAGGAGGAGUACAGGCAGCAGCUGUCGGAGCACUCGCGGCGCGGUUACUACGGCCAGGUGGCCCGGUACCGAGACACGGAGCUGUAGCUGCCCGGGACCGGACUGCGCGCCGGCCCCCACAGCAGGGCAGCUGUCUGGCUGAGUCACGGGGCCACGGGUUGCAGGGGUCUUGCUUUUCCACUUCCAGUGUACUGUGGCGUUGUGGUGGGGAGCCUGAGGUCGUGGCCUGUCACAGGGAACCCAGGGCAUAGUCCGUGCUGCCAACCAAGAACUGAAGGCUCCACUGGCGGGGCUAGGGUGGGGCCAGUUUGUCCUUUUGCUCCGAAUGAAAAGAAACACAAGUCGUUUCCGUGGACCAAACUCUGCCUUCCUUCUGUUGGUGUAUCUUUAACCUGCACAUGACGGAAUCACUCGUUUGCCUCCUGAAUAGCUCCUCCCAGGACUGCCUCUGUGUGGGGCGGAGUGUGAAGAGAGGACUGAAAAAAAUACAAAAUGCGAUGGUGAUUUUAUCACCACUCUCUAAGUGCCUUUGAUGACACGUGACGUAAAUGCUCUCCUCCCUCGUGGACUGAACGCAUCAUUUUGACUGCAUUUUUGUACCAGUUUAACAGCUCUGGGGUUCUUUGCACUGUAUUCUCGUCAACGCCUUUGUCUUUGUAAUAUUUCUGUAAGUUCUGACUGUGUAUAAUAGCUUGUAUUGGGGAGUUUGACUGUAAGUGCUAAGUAGGUUAAAGACCAAGAAGUUGGGAUAGAAAAUAUUUGUUUAUUUGUACUCCCCAAAAGCAACGACUCGUGAAAAACACAUUUUACUUCCCAACGUGUAUGUUUUGACAAGAGUUAGUUUUAUAAUUUAAUAAAAAGGAGUACGGUUGCAAUCAGUAA
Echinops telfairi (small Madagascar hedgehog) is the source of this 4254-nucleotide messenger RNA. It is a transcript of the gene TJP2, whose product is annotated as tight junction protein 2. Lineage: Eukaryota; Metazoa; Chordata; Mammalia; Afrosoricida; Tenrecidae. Gene Ontology annotation, cellular component: plasma membrane; bicellular tight junction. Gene Ontology annotation, molecular function: cell adhesion molecule binding. Gene Ontology annotation, biological process: protein localization to cell-cell junction; establishment of endothelial intestinal barrier; cell-cell adhesion. The transcript has 23 exons. The record is from RefSeq and is a predicted model, not a curated record.